This is a messenger RNA of Chlorella variabilis, 315 nucleotides long. RefSeq lists its product as hypothetical. The transcript is spliced from 5 exons. The record is from RefSeq and is a predicted model, not a curated record. The coding region runs from base 1 to 315 and encodes 104 amino acids. NCBI's taxonomy places the organism in Eukaryota, Viridiplantae, Chlorophyta, Trebouxiophyceae, Chlorellales, Chlorellaceae.
AUGGCCGAGCAGCAGAAGCCCAUCACUGAGCGCAUCUCGGACACCAUGGCUGCGGCAGGCCAGAAGGCCGGCGAGGCGUGGGAGGGCGCCAAGGACAAGGCGGCGCAGAUGGCGGGCGGCGCGCAGGAGACGGGCGCGCAGGCCGGCGAGCAGGGCGGCUCUGUGAUGGAGCAGGCCAAGGGCAAGGCCACCGAGAUGCAGCACCGUGCGGGUGAGGGCAUCGACCAGGCCAAGCACAGCACCCAGGAGACCAUGAAGGAGGCCAAGCACAGGGCCGAUGAGGCGGCCAGGCCUGGCGCCAACCCCACCCGCUGA